This is a messenger RNA of Lolium rigidum, 891 nucleotides long. RefSeq names its product bifunctional bis(5'-adenosyl)-triphosphatase/adenylylsulfatase FHIT-like. The coding region runs from base 31 to 669 and encodes 212 amino acids. NCBI's taxonomy places the organism in Eukaryota, Viridiplantae, Streptophyta, Magnoliopsida, Poales, Poaceae. Gene Ontology annotation, molecular function: catalytic activity. The record is from RefSeq and is a predicted model, not a curated record. The transcript has 4 exons.
CGUCUGUCCGUCCUGCUGUUGCCACUGCUGAUGCUUGCGCUGUCCUCCGUCCUGCGCUCCCGUGCCUUCCUCCUCCCCUCUCUCGCCCCGCCGCUGCCGCCGCCUAGCUGCCGUCUGCUUGCCCUUCCUCUUCUGCGCGCCGUAUCCUCCUCGUCUUCCCCGUUCCAUCCACCUCCCAAGACAUCGGAGAUGGAGGAGCCGGCGCCGCAGUACAAGUUCGGGCCAUAUAAGAUCGACGCGCGGGAGGUCUUCCACGCCACGGCCCUCUCCUACGCCAUGGUCAACCUCCGCCCGCUCCUGCCUGGUCAUGUCCUUGUGUGCCCCAAACGUGAAGUGAAGCGAUUUGCUGAUCUAAGUUCUGAUGAGACCAGUGAUCUGUGGGUAACUGCAAAGGAAGUUGGUGCAAAGCUUGAGCAGUACCACAAAGCUUCUUCCCUCACAUUCGCGAUUCAGGAUGGUCCUCAAGCUGGCCAAACAGUUGCCCAUGUCCACAUCCACGUCAUCCCUAGGAAGAAAGGAGAUUUUGAGAACAACGAUGAAAUAUACGAUGCGAUCGACGUGAAAGAGAAGGAAAUGAAGGAGAAGCUUGACCUAGACGUCGAAAGAAAAGAUAGAACCAUGGAAGAAAUGGCUCAUGAGGCUACCGAGUACCGUGCUCUUUUCUCCUAGACAGAUCAUAGGUGUAUUUCUGAUGAAUGCUCUAAUCAUCUGCUGCUUUCUCUAAAAUAAGCCUCGUGACUGAUUGUCAUUCACUGCACAACGGAAUUCUUAUUGUCAACUUGACGUGGGUGGUGUCCAGCCAAACUGAUGUAAUGGUAGUGGGAGAGCAAUGGCUUAUUGUAAGAAUAUAUAUUGCAGUGAUUAUUCGUCGUUCCAUGUUGAUCGAAUUUA